AUGAAAUCAUGUGGUCGUCAGUGGAACGCAUGUCGGAUUCACAAUAAUCAAGGUCUUGCUGAGAAAGCAGCAAAGCAUCUCUUUGGUAUGGAGAAGCUCAGGGAUGCUGCUGCCUAUGUAAGCAUGUCCAAUAUCUAUGCAGCGGCUGGGGAAUGGAAGAGUGUGAGUCAUGUGAAGAAAGCGAUGCACGAACACGGCAUCAAGAAGGUUCCGGCUUAUAGCUGGGUUGAAGUGAACCACAAGAUUCACGUAUUCUCAGUGAAUGACAAGACACACCCGAGAGGAGAUGAGAUCAUGAGAAAUAUCAAUGAAUUGACAACUGAGAUUGAAAGAGAAGGAUACAAGUCUGAUACGAGUUGGAUAGCACAAGACAUAGAUGAGCAGUUUAGGAUUGAGUCGCUUAAGUUUCACAGUGAACGUAUAGCUGUUGCAUUUGCUCUUAUCAGUACACCAUAA
This is a messenger RNA of Arabis nemorensis, 456 nucleotides long. Lineage: Eukaryota; Viridiplantae; Streptophyta; Magnoliopsida; Brassicales; Brassicaceae. The record is from the annotation of a GenBank genome assembly.